Cottoperca gobio is the source of this 3508-nucleotide messenger RNA. RefSeq names its product centrosomal protein 112 (gene cep112). The coding region runs from base 324 to 3164 and encodes 946 amino acids. The transcript has 26 exons. The record is from RefSeq and is a predicted model, not a curated record. Lineage: Eukaryota; Metazoa; Chordata; Actinopteri; Perciformes; Bovichtidae.
UUCAGAAAGUUUGAAAACAAGUAAAACCACGCAAGCGUUCUACGAGUCUGCUUUAGCUCGUUUGCUAAUGUCUCAGUCCCUCAAGUAACUAACUUAGUUAGGUUAACUUUGUUUUAAGUGGUUGUCAAGUUGUGUUAAAAUUACCAGACACGAUGUUACCCUACCUGUUUCUUUUUACUAGCUAAAUAUCCUCUCUGAUUUGCAACUAGUCAUCUACAAACACUCAUUGGAGCUAGCAAACACAGGCAACGCUAGCUAGUAAGUUAACGUAAAGUUGCAUCUUAUAAACCGUUAUACCUAUUUAUACUCCUCCUCAGGACAUCAUGAGCAAAUACGAGGACUUAUGGGAUAGGCUGGACACUGAGUUUGACCAUUUUCUACUGGACAUGAAGCCAUAUGUCCUUAAACACCCCAACAAGUCAGAGCGCCAGCGAUGUGCCACAUGGAUAAAGAAGCUGUGUGACCCGGCCAGCUGUGGUUCAGGUCUGACAGGUCGUAAGAACCGCAACAUGCAUGCCCGUUUGCUCCUUCUAAUGCUUAAAAGAGGGGUCCUGGAUAGGCCUUUCACCAGCAAACCAGAGCAUGGCAUCCUCAAGACACUUCCUACCUACAUGUCAAUCUACUUUGAUGAACCACUGACUCGUGGGUCUGAGGAGCACAGCAACGCAGGUCUGCCUGACUGGGUGACGGGAGAGCUGGGUGGCUAUACUGAUGACACUUUGGCUGCCAGUCUGCUUAAGGACAGAACCAGUUCCUCCCCUAUCGCAGCUCAUCACAGGAGAAGGCUGUACGAGGAAAGGAUCCCAUCACGACGCAUGUCCUCCAGUCCACUCAAACAGUCCCCCCGACGCGACGCCAGGAGGGUGGAUGCGGGGCCGAAGGCAGAUAUGUCUCCCGAUGACAGCGACCUGGAGGCUCGUCUCAACAGCUGGAACCUGGGGGUUGAAAACCCACGGUAUUUGCGAGAGAACCCUAUUCCCUUGUCUCCGAUUUUCAAGACAAGCUUCGGGAGGAACGGCACCUUGGCCGACGAUCAGGGCCCACAGCUUGCACAGAGCAAGGAGACUGAGAUGAAGAUCAAAGUUCUGGAGUCCAAGCACCAGGAGGAGAAAUUGAAGAUGCAGCAGAGACACGAUGCAGAUGUUGAGAAAAUUCUGGACCGAAAGAAUGGUGAGAUUGAGGAGAUGAAGAGCACGUACCGGGCCAAGCAGAGGGAAUCGGAGGAGAUGGUCCGUAAGCUGGAGAAGAAAGUUCAAAGUGUGCUGCGGGAAUCCCAGGUCAUCUGCGAGAGCAAGGAGAAGCAGAUUUCUGAGCUGAAGAAGAUGUCGGAUCAGAGCGCCGACUCCCUGAAAAACGAGUGGGAGAAGAAGCUGCAUGCUGCCGUCACAGAGGUGGAACAGGGGAAGUUUGCGCUGCAGAAGAAGCACACUGAGAACAUCCAGGAGCUGCUGGAGGACACCAACCUCAGGCUGGCUAAGAUGGAGGCUGAGUAUAACGCUCGGUCACAGGCAACUGAGCAAACGGCGCGUGAGCUGGAGCUGCGAGUGAAACAGCAGUCGGUGGAGGUGGAGAAGGGCAACGUGCUGCGUCAGAGGGUGACACAGGAGAAGGCCCACUUGGAGAUUCACAUUGCAUCCAUCAGUGCCGAACUGCAGGAGGCCAACAGACGGAAUGUGAUGCUGCAGAAGGAGAAGGAGCAGCAGAGUGAGCAGCACGAGCAGACUGUGCACAAGCUCCAAGCCAAAAAUGAGACUGACAUGAGCCACUUGCAUCAGGAACACGCUCUGUCUGCUGCUAAGGCCUCUGAGGUGAUGGACGACUUUGAGAAAACCGUAGCUCUGCUCAAGCAGCAGCUCCUGGACUGUGAACACCGAAGGCACCAGCAAGUCAGGGAUCAAGAGAUGAAGUUUCACCAGGAGAAAGAUGAAGUGCAGAUCAACUGUGAGAAAAAGGUUUUGGCAAUCCACGGUGAAGCAGAGAAAGAGAGAACAGAGGCUAAAAGGAAGAUAUCCAAACUAGAAGAUGCACUCAGGGAGAUGGAGAGCCAGCUGGACAGAGCCAGGGAGAGCCAGAGGCAGCAGAUCCAGCAGGCAGAUAUGGCACUGGAGCAGUUCAAGAAACAGGUGGAGCUCAGUUCUGAGAAGACCUACGCUGAUAUGAGACUGCAGAUGGACAUGGUAGAGGAGGACCUGAACCGCUCCAAGUCCCUCAGAGAGAACCAGGCUAAAGAGUUCUCCCAGCAAUUGGAGGCACUCCGUCAGAAGUAUGAACAGCAGAUGGCUGAGCAGCGCAUGCAGCACGAGCAGGAGAGGACGCGGCUACAGCAGCAGCACAGCGCGGAAAAGGACAGCCUGGUCCAGGAGCGCCAGUGGGAGGUGAGCAGCCUGGAGAUGCAGGCCAGGGCAGCCCUGCAACAGCACCAACAGCACACCCAGGAGUGGAGGAAGCGCGAUGCCCAGGCGAUUUCAGAUUUGGAAGCCGAGUUGUCAAGUCUACGUGAGGACCUCCAUGGAGCCCAUGCGCAGCACAAGCAACAGUUGGCUGACAUGGCGUUACUCCGGGAGGAGGAGAAACAAAGAGCGUUCCUGGAUAAAGAGGCAUCGCUGGACCGGCUCCGCUCCGACAUGGAGCGCAUCCGCGGUGAACUUGAGGGAAGCCACCAGCAGGAGAAGGAUGCUGCUCAAGAGAAGACCAACAGCAGGUUGAAGCAGAUUGAGAAGGAGUACAGUCAGAAGCUCGCCAAGUCUGCCCAGCUAAUUGCAGAGCUACAAACAUCCGUAUGUGACUCAAAGGAGGAAGCUGUUCGUCUGCAGCAGGCGAUUGAGAAGCAGUUGGAGGAGUCCAAUGUUCGAUGGGAUGAGGAGAGGAGGACAAUAAAUCACCACGCCGAUCGUGCCAACAAGGCUCUGCAGGAAAAAGUGGAAAGUCUACAGAGGCGGCUGCACUGCUCGGAGAAGAAGCUGCUUAGCAAAGAGCUGGAGACUGAAGAGAAGGUGACUGCGGUGCGUCAGGAGUACGAGGAGAAGAUCAAAGGUUUGAUGCCGGCCGAGCUCCGACAGGAACUGGAGGACACUAUCAGCUCUCUGAAAGCUCAGGUUAACUUCCUUCAGAAGAGAGCCUCUUUGCUACAGGAAGACCUGGAUGCCUGUCGCAGCAGGAGGUAACCAUGCGAGAACCCCAGCCCUGACCCCGCGCUGGGAUAUGAAGGAUAAGACGUCCAAUCAGAUGUGAGCAUUCUUGGCUGUUAUUUGUAAUUGGCUGUAUUUUACACAUCUGUCAUUCCACUGUACCAGCGAUCUGUGUUUAUUAUUAACAUAAACUAUUUAUUCAUUGUCAAAUUUUAGUUUUGCUUUGUCUUGUUGGAAAGAAAUAUACAUAUUGAUGUUCACAACUGGUUACAUUGUUUAAUUUUAUAUUUUUUUUUACAUCAUUACCUUGAUGUACCUUGUUAUUGUUGUUGAUAUUAUAGGCAUUUGAUCCAUCAUUUUUUAAAUAAAAAAUACUGCAU